UUGUGUCGGUUCUGUUCACAUUUCCCAAACACAACUUGUCAUUCUAAUCAAACAUGCCUCCGAAUUCUUUCCAACGUUUGUCAAAAGCCGGCCUUGAUAAAUUACAAGCCACUGCUGAGACGAUAUCGCCGCCCUAUCCCGAGAACCGAAUUGCUUACAGAGUCGAGCAGGUUAAGAAAGAGAUAUACGCCCUUGCAUGGAGCCUAGAUAGGAUCGGAGAGGCAGGCCGGCGAAUCUUACGCGACGAGAAACUUACUAUCACCGGACCCAACGAUGUCCGAUCCCUUUCCGAUCGAAUUUCGAAUUCCGAACUGGACGAUCUCGCGUUCUGGGAGGAUACACUCGAGAGUUUGGGGAACCACAAGGGAACAAUCCAGCUUGAAAGGGUGAAGGGAUGGGUCUACAAGACAAUGGUUGGCCUCUGGCGACAGGGGAAAGAUGGGCGCAGUGCGCUGAGAAGAGCAGGAUUGUCACUUAGAGGUUGCGAGGUGCGUUGCCAAACGCAAGCCAUCCAACAUGAGCCCAGCGACCAGUUGAUGUUCUGGGAGGGCAAGCUCCAAUAUCUCGAGGACGAAUACGCGUCUUUGCACCGGCCGAUCCCAAAGUCAGCUCCGAUGCUCGAGUUCAUUUCCUCGGAUUCCGAAGUGGAAGAGGAUAAUGCCGAACAAGCUCUGGCCGAAGAAUACAUACGCAGCUGGCAUGGCCGGAGGAAGGACAUCGAGGUGUGGGCUGAAGCUACACCGACCGGAACAGAAGUGCUCCGAUCGCCCUGUGUCGACUCCAAACUGGGUGACACGCAAGCGGGGCCUAGAGAAUCCAGUGUCGCAAGGAACUCCUUGCUGCGACCGCCGAGAUGCACAAAAAGGAAACGGUCUGCAAGUACCGAAGAUGAAGACCGGGUCGUAAUUCUUAGUGGGAACAGAAGUAAACGACAGAUGUCAAGCGAACCGCGUGCCGACAGGAUAUCGGUGCUCUCGGACGUCUGCAAAGCGCAACCGGCAGUACAGCGUGUCGAAUUACCGAGCUCACGCAGGCCCAGACCAUCGCAUGCCCCGGUGCAAGAGGAGAAGCGGCGACUACGCGCGCCAUCGGCAGAUGUUACGACUAAGCCUGUUCCGCCCAGCGUGAAGCGCAGACGGAGGACCAGGCAUAAUAGAUCUAUGCAAGCCACGCCUGAACCCGCUCUGAGGAGGAGUUUGCGUCUAGCGGCUUUGAGGACUAGAAACACAAAAUGAUUGUAUGUUCGUAAUUAUAAAACGAGAGUUCGAUACCCGAAAAUGCCCACGAGAUACCGAAACAAAGUAACUCAAGACAAAAGAAAGUGCUGUUAAUGUGUAACGAGUUCGAGCAUACCAGCAGGCACAUGGGAGAGAGGGUAAAGAAUGACUUGAUCAGCUACAUUUCC
This is a messenger RNA of Colletotrichum destructivum, 1405 nucleotides long. RefSeq lists its product as uncharacterized. NCBI's taxonomy places the organism in Eukaryota, Fungi, Ascomycota, Sordariomycetes, Glomerellales, Glomerellaceae. The transcript is spliced from 2 exons. Bases 54 to 1235 code for a protein of 393 amino acids. The record is from RefSeq and is a predicted model, not a curated record.